AUGGGAGCACUCUUGGGCGACAUUACAAAGGGCGCACGACUGAAGAAAGUGACACAAAUCAAUGAUCGAUCCUCCCCUAUAGUCGGCAAAGUCAGCGACGGACCUGCAGCAGCACCCAUGGGCGCGCCCAAGAUUCCUGGAGCUCCGGCCGUCCCUGGAGGGGCAAACCGAGCGAGAGCCAACAGCGACAAUGGAGAUGGAGGGAGUGUACCGGCUUCGGCACCACAAUUGGCGGGAAUAUUCGCUGGAGGUAUGCCGAAGCUUAGAAAAGCAGGCGGUGUCAAGACAGGCGCAGAGGACCAGGCGCCUUAUCUGUCGGACCCCGAAUCGAACAGAGCUUCAGCUCCUCGAGGCGCAGCACCCAAACCGCCUGGACUUCCUCCUUCAGCACCUCCUGGGCCUCCGAUUCCAGGUAUGCGACCAGGCAUGAAUGCGCUCCGGGGUCAGGACUCAAGGCCCAACUCGGUAGCCUCAAGUAUAAGUGGGAAGCCUAGGCCGCCUCCACCGAUUGGAAAGAAGCCUCCUAUGCCACCACCCUCCUCUCGAAAGCCGUCAGGUCUCGCUGCACCACCUGCUCGCGCACCACCUCUCCCAGGAUCCGCGCCGCCUGCUCCUCCGCCAUUACCCCCGAGCUCGACGUCUCCCCGACCGACUGGGGCACCACCUGCUCCUCCACCACUACCACCUUCGCCAGCCCCACGAGCGACCCCGCCACCACCGCCGCCGCCACCCUCUGUUCCCCCGCCAUCGAGCGCGCAAGACGAUGACGACGACGAAUACGAUCCAUAUAAAUACAAUUCAGCGCCUCCCAUGCCUCCACCACCGCCCCCACCCUCGAACGGACACGCGCCGUCGCUCGCAGAAACAGCCGCGCGCAACGCCUUCAGCCGCACAUCGCCUGCUGCUCCUCCUCCAGCACCGCCUAGCGCACCCGCGCCUUCUCCACCACCUAGCCAACCGCUCAGCCGACCCGCCUCGCAAACACCACUGCGAUCAAUGAUGGAUUCAAGCUCAUACACCUUGUCGAACGGCGGAUCAAGCAUUAAGAGCCCGACCAGCUCGCACGCUGGAGGGAGGGAAAAGGGCAGAAUCAGGCCCAUUCACGAUUUGAGAUGGAGAUUCCAGGACGAAGGGCAAUUCCCACGGCCAAGAGAAUUCACCGGCGGACCGAAGAGAUACCGCGCUGGACGGGGCAGCAGUGUGCCAUUGGAUUUGAGUGCGUUUGAAUGA
Molecule: messenger RNA, 1230 nt
Organism: Alternaria metachromatica
Lineage: Eukaryota; Fungi; Ascomycota; Dothideomycetes; Pleosporales; Pleosporaceae
Exons: 2
Coding region: 1-1230 (409 amino acids)
Molecular function (GO): actin binding
Source: RefSeq, a predicted model, not a curated record